Ostrea edulis (European flat oyster) is the source of this 3237-nucleotide messenger RNA. Its product is annotated as heat shock 70 kDa protein 12A-like. The coding region runs from base 390 to 2696 and encodes 768 amino acids. Gene Ontology annotation, cellular component: extracellular region. Lineage: Eukaryota; Metazoa; Mollusca; Bivalvia; Ostreida; Ostreidae. The transcript is spliced from 16 exons. The record is from RefSeq and is a predicted model, not a curated record. Gene Ontology annotation, molecular function: chitin binding.
GCAAACUCGGCAGUGCUAACGAUCUUGUAAAGUGAAAGUACGUUGUCAAGGAAGUUGUUUUCUCGAAAGGAAAAUCGUUAAGUACGCUCCCAGGAGAAAUCGUAAGACUGAUUUAAGAAUCGUACCGAAAAACGUGUUAAGAAUUCUAGUGAAAACGGACAUCUAUUUUCUGGCAAAUAGUAUUGCAAUACUGGGAAUGUAAAAAGACAAUGAUUUAAAUGCCGAGGUGCGGAUGAGUAAUCAUGUUUAUAUUUUGGAAGUUAAAAGCUAUGUUGUCAUGCAUCGACAUGUCAGACGACAUUUAAGCAACGGACGGGGAGAACGUGUGCUGUACAAAGGUGACUGGUUGACUUUUAUACACGUAGUUGUGUCAGGGACAGAUCCAGCCAAUGACUUGGGUACACAGUGCGAUCGUUUUCCUAUAUCUUACGUAUUAUAUCACAAUGGUAAAUUCCGGACUGUGUCCUUCGCCAAAAGAAACCGUAUCAUAUGUGCCAUCAUGUCCAAGGACACAACAAGAAUGGAAAAUGAGAGCACAGAUUAAAAACUGCUUGCAUGUUUUCCAGCAGUGUUCUAAUCCACAUUUAUAUGUUUACCACUGUGUGAUCAAUAGUUACGUGAAUGCAACGAUCGAAGUAUGUGCUCCAGGCGCAUAUAUCAUCGGUCAGCACUGCGUGGAGUUUAAUAUAUUAGGCGACGUAAUACAAGAAAAUCAGUAUGCAAGCUGUGCACCAUUCUGUCCAUUUUCUUACAACUCUACAGAUGCAUUUAAAUAUCAGGUUUGUUACGAGAAAACAAGACCGACUAAUGAUGAUGUCUAUGUAGUUGGCGACAUUUGUUCCGCAUGCAUUUGUCCAAACAAAACUGGAAACGCUGGUUUCAAUUUCUCAACGAACAGCAACAAGAAUGAGGCAACAGGUACGAGCAACUGCUGUCUGAUUCCACACAUCGUAUAUCCGUGCCUUAUCUUUAUCGGGAUUUGUAUCACCAUUGUUGCUGUACGAUUUAGAUAUCAACUAUGUCAUCAUUUGUGGUGUAAACGAAAUAAACCAGAUGACAAAGAUAAAGCAACGUUGGAAGACAGAUUGAUUGAGGAUAAAGUUCACACGACUAUUCUCGAUGAAGAAAUGCAUGAAACAGGGAUGAUACAAAGACAGGGAGAACCAGACACUCAGCUGAAUGCGAAUGACAACGAUAAUGCAACGUUGGAAGACAGAUUGAUUACGACUAGUCACGAUGAAGAAAUGCAUGAAACAGGGAUGAUACAAAGACAGAGAGAACCAGACACUCCGCUGAAUGCGAUGUUAUUUUCAGGUGAUGAGCACAAUGGAACUCUGGAAGACAGACCGAUUAAAGGUGAAGCAGUGAAGCAGACAGAAGCAGCGCCUCAGCUAAAAACGGAUACUGUUGUGAUAGCCAUAGACAUUGGAGAAAAAUUCUGGGGACUUGCAUAUUCCCAUCCGAAGAAGCCAGGUAGAAUUAUACCACUGGAUUCAAAAGACAUGGAAAAAAUAUCGUUUCUUAUUGAAGACAACGAGAAGAUCGACAAAAUUGGGAAAGAUGCAACGGAGAAAUACUUGAAGAUGAAAAAAGAUUUGCAAAAAUACAAAUUUUUUGAUAAGAUCACCUUGGAAAGCGAUACAGUGAAUGAGACUAAAGUUAAAUCCAAGGAGAUUUUCAAAAGAUGGGCAGAGAAAUCAUUUCACAUACUAUUUUGUGAAAUCGACACUAAGUUCGGAGCGAUACCAGACGAGUAUAAAAUUGAAUAUGUCAUAUCCGCAGACCGACACUGGAAAAGCAAAAGGAAAAUAAUGAGAGAUGCUGUAUGUGAAAUUGAGCCAGGAAAUAUGACUAAAAAUAGAGGAUAUAUCAAAGAAUCAGACAUAUUUUUCAUCAAUAAAGUACAGACAAUUAAGUUUUUUAUGCAUGGCGUAAAACCUGAUGUCACCUGCUUCAAUUUCGACGUCGACAAUCUCCGAGUAGACGGAAGUACAACCUACGCUGUUCUUAAUGUUGGAUUUGGUUCUUGUCAUCUGACUCUUCUCAAAGGAGAUGAUUCACAGAGAGCUUUAGACAAAAUAAUAAAAAUGACAUGGAGACUAGCAUGGGAUACUGAGGAUAAACAAUGCUCGCCCGAGAGUGAGCUAAUGGAUUUGUUGUUCCGUAAAAUUUUCGGUAUAACGUUCUUUGAAAAAUGGAUUAGCGACAAUCCUCGGCAAAAAUUCUUGUUGAUGACAAAAUUUGAGAAAAGCAUCAAGGAAAUGAUUAAAUGUGAUGACGGUAACGUGGCAUUUGAAUUCAAACUACCUAAAAGCAUAUUGGAUUCAUAUCCACUUGACAUAACACAUGUCAGAAAAUCUGUGGAAAAGAUUUACCAGACAACAGAAAUGAAAAUGAAAGAAGAUGAUAGUGAUCUUUUGUUCGAGUGCGGGUCGAUAUUAUUGAGGAGAUGUUUUACAAAAAUGAAGAAAUCAGUGGAUGACGUAAUUAAAAAAGAGGGGGAAUGGUUUAUGAAGCACAAUGUCCAAAGUGUAUUCAUAAUAGGUGGAUACAAUACCAUGAAAUUAAUUAAGGACGCUUCGAAAACAGAUUGGUUUGUAGAUAAAACAGUGACAAUUCCGACAGAUGCUGGAUUAUGUUAUGCAAUGGGGGCGGCUUACGCCGGGCUCACGGUGGGUUUAGAUCUAAGUGGAUAGAAAAUAGACGAUGUCAGCUGUAGAAAGAUUUUAGACCGAAAUGACACCUAAAACAGCAUCAGAUGAUAUCUGUCUUACGGUGAAUUUCGAUCGAAGCGUUUCAUAGAAAAUGUGACUGAGGAAGAUUGUCGAGUUUUACUUCCUAAGUAAGUGAUGAUGAUAUUUUGACCGAAGUGAUGAUGAUAUGUGACAACAUCUGAAGGAUUUAGAUGGAAGGGAUACUUAGAACUAUGGAUGUUAACGAAUAUUCGGCUAUUCGAAUGUCCUUGGAUACCAUCGACGUUCAAUCAAUUAUUUCUUAUUCGAUCAGGCGAAAAAAAAAAUAGCUUGAAAAAAAUAGUACUUCUAUCAACCGCAACCGUCUGCAGUGGAUAAAAUGAUUUUUGUUGUUGUUGUAAUGACAAACUCUUUACAAAGUGUAUCAAAAGCACCGUUAACAGUUAUGUUCUUUCUAAAUGUAUAUAUGUUCUAAUGGGUGAAGAUAUUUAACAUGCCAUAAUUUUGCAUUUCAUUUGGAAUAAAUAAAGUUUCAUGCAUGCUG